Messenger RNA from Nicotiana tabacum (common tobacco), 816 nucleotides. NCBI's taxonomy places the organism in Eukaryota, Viridiplantae, Streptophyta, Magnoliopsida, Solanales, Solanaceae. The record is from RefSeq and is a predicted model, not a curated record.
AUGCUCAUUGUCUUGAUUGAUGAGCUGAAAAGGGAAUGCUCAAAAGAAAUGGGAAGGCUUCAAAUCACCAGUGGUAGCGGUGAUAGCCCUCCUCCCCUUGCUGUGUUUGGUUCCGUGAUGUUCUGUGUCUUUCUGGUAAUAUUCGGUGGCUAUUGGAGACGAGCAGGACGUGCACGCGCAAACACAGCAGAGCAGCCAGGGCGAGCGUCAACAAGGGCCCUUGGGAAGUUGGACGUGAACGUGUCAGGGAAGUCUGUACAAUUAGCUAAAAUUCUCCAGAAGAGAAAGGUCAAUAUAACUUGUGUUCAAGAGACUAGGUGUGCAGGGUCUAAGGCGCGGGAGGCGGACGGGUUUAAACUGUGGCACUCAGGAGGUAAGAUGGGUAGGAAUGGAGUGGGCAUCUUGGUGGACAAGGUUCUCAGGGAGCUAGUAGUAGAGUGGGUCUGGAUGAGGAGAUUAAAAGGCGCUUCUGGGAAGGUUUUGGAUGAGGUUGUGUGUGGUGUUCCACCCACUGAUAGGAUAUUCAUAGGAGGAAAUUUUAAUGGGCGUAUUGGGAGGUCUGCUGGGGGCUAUGAUGAGGUACAAGGUGGCUUUGGCUUUGGGGUCAGAAACGGAGGAGGUACUUCACUGUUGGAUUUCACUAAGGCGUUUGAUUUGGUGAUAGUAAACUCGUGUUUGCAGAAGAGGGAGACGCACUUUGUUACCCUCAAGAGCGCAAUGGCUAAGACCCAAAUCGGCUAUCUCUUUCUCUGUAGGUGUGAUAAAAGUCUGUGCACAGAUUGUAAGGUUAUCCCAAGUGAGAACCUCAUGACCUAG